Castor canadensis (American beaver) is the source of this 2738-nucleotide messenger RNA. NCBI's taxonomy places the organism in Eukaryota, Metazoa, Chordata, Mammalia, Rodentia, Castoridae. The record is from RefSeq and is a predicted model, not a curated record.
GGCAGCUCACCGCGUCCCUGUCAUCGCUGGAUGCGCACCAUGAUCGUUGGAAGACAGCAGGGCCCUUUCGUGCUGCCGGGAGCUGGAAUGGACAGCCUGGUGUUCAGGAGGCCCUUCUGUCAGCUGUCCACCUACAGCCUGAUUUGGGGGAUGGCAGCAGUGGUGCUGUGCACAGCACAAGUGGAAGUGGUGACCCAGGAUGAAAGAGAGCUGCUGAAUACACCUGCAUCCUUACGAUGUUCUCUACAAACUUCCCAGGAAGCCUUGAUUGUGACAUGGCAGAAAAAGAAAGCUGUAAGCCCAGAAAACAUGAUUACUUACAGCAAGAACCAUGGGGUUGUGGUCCAGCCUGCCUAUAAGGACAGGGUCAACAUCACUGAGCUGGGACUCCGGAACUCAGCCAUUACCUUCUGGAAUACAACAUUGGAGGAUGAGGGGUGUUACAUGUGUCUCUUCAAUAUGUUUGGUUCUGGGAAGAUCUCAGGAACAGCCUGCCUCACCCUCUAUGUACAGCCCAUAGUAUUCCUUUACUACAAUUUCUUUGAAGACCACCUAAAUAUCACUUGCUCUGCCACUGCCCGCCCAGCCCCUAUGAUCGCCUGGAAGGUCGCUGGGUCAGGGAUUGAGAAUAGCACUGAGAGUCUGUCGCAUCCCAAUGGGACCACAUCUGUUACCAGUAUCCUCCGGGUCAAAGACCCCAAGAGUCAGGUGGGAAAGGAAGUGAUCUGCCAGGUGUUGCACCUGGGGACUGUGACCAACUACAAGGAAACUCUGAGCAAAGGCUUUUGGUUUUCUGUUCCUCUGUUGUUAAGCAUUGUUUCACUCAUAAUUCUUCUGGUCUUAAUCUCAAUCCUAUUAUACUGGAAACGUCACCGGAAUCAGGACCGAGGUAAGUUAUCAUAGGAAGUGCAAAGUAUGAAACAACUUAGUUUUUAAUGUUAAUUUGGGGGUUAUUGAAGAUAUAAAUAGGGGGCUCUCAAUGGUGCUUUGCUUGGUGUUUGCAAAAUACAUAAAGGUUGGUGCUUUUUUAAAAUGCAUCAAGGUCAUUUUCUUGCAAUUGGACCUUUCUCUUUUUCAUUUGCUAAGAUAGUUUGAUGCUUACUUAUUUUAUAAGUUGACAGUAAGGGUUUAUGAAAACAAAUGAAAAAUGUUUAUUGGAUCACAGUGGCAUCACUUGUUGGCAAAACCAAAGAAAGAAGUCUGGCACCCAUACAGGGUCCUCUCUACCUGUUAAUAAGGACAAUCUUUUCUCUUUUUACAGCAUUCCACAAGCCAGCUGCCCAUUUAAGAGACUGUGAAAUUGUCCAAUAUGAUCACUCAUUAAAUAGCACUUCCUAUGUUAUACUCCCAUGAUGUCUCAAACACUAUCGGCAACAUACAGGUGAUCCACACUUAGUCAUUGUGUCAUGUCAUUCUGCCCUUCUGGCUGUAAAUUUUUCGUUAUCCCUACAUCUAUCACAGCAUCUUACAUAUAUCAGGAACUCAAUAAAUGUUAAUUUAUUGAACGAAUGAAUGAAUGAAGGUAGGAUGGAUAGAUUUCCAAAGUAAUUUUUCAAAAUCCUUUUCUCCUAUUGUAAAUUCACUACCUCAUAAAUGCCACAUUUAAGACAUUAGGAGGCCUUAUAAAAUAGGAGAUGCCAUAAAAUGAGAGAAGUAAGUCAGAGAAUUAAAUUUCUUUUGGUUUCUUUGGUUUCAAGUUACUGGACUGAGUACAGAGUUACAGUUUAUGUUAUAUGAAAUGGGAAUUUCCUAGGGUGAAGGGGUAAUAUGGGAGUUUCCUCUAUCUCAGAUGACUGAAGGUCAGGGGUCAAGGCAGAAAAAUUUUGGUUUUGAGUGUUAUUAUGUUGAUUGGAAAUCUCCCUCAAAUACUACCUUAUUUCCCUUUUCAUUUUAUGUUUCAUAUAGUAUAUUUUUCAUGUUCUAGGUUUUCGACCACUUUAUUUUAUAUAAGUUUUAUGCAAACACUGGAUUAAUUCUUGUGCAUUUACAAAAUAAACAGCAAAUCUGAAGUCACUGGCCCUUUUGCAAAAGUAAAUAAAGCAAUUUGUUGUCUGGGAGAAGAGAUUAUAGAUCAGAUAAUUUUAUUGCACAGAAACAUAAAGCCCUUAGAACACCUAAGUGUUCCACAGAAUAUCAAAGGCAGAGUCUCUUUGCUUUUAGCUUAUCCAAACAUUUCACUUUUUCAGUUAGGAAAUUGAAGUCCAGAGAAGGAAGUAACUUCCUUCCCUAAGAUCACAUAGCAACUUGUAGCAGGCUAGGACUCCUGACCUCUUCCAGAAUUGUUCUUCCCAAUGAUUACUAAUGCACUAGAGGCCUAUCUUGAAAGAAUCUAUUGUUGCCAAUUGCCUUCAUUUUAAUCUGUGCUUACUGUGCUAUUCUUUCAGAAAAUGCAAAUAGAAAGUACAAAGUAUUUAAAUUCAUUUAAAAAUGUCCCUUUUGGACAAGUCUUACAGUACAAUAUAUUCAAGCCUAAAGUAAAUUCCACUAGAGACUAUCCACAGGGAUAUUUGCAAAUCAACAGCCCUGUGUUCAUUAAGUAAGUAUUGAAUUUUCUGGGAAAUAUAAUCAUUCAAUGCCUUCUCUAAUUCUUGAAAAGAACCAGUUUAUCUCUGUGCCCAAGCUUUUUCUUAUUAUGAAAUUGACACCCCAACUUGUGUUGACUCCUGUAAACAAUAAGAUUACCAUUUGUCAAUGACAUAUUCCUGACAUAUAGCCAAUUCAGUCAAUUUUUCUGAAUG